Messenger RNA from Lymnaea stagnalis (great pond snail), 633 nucleotides. NCBI's taxonomy places the organism in Eukaryota, Metazoa, Mollusca, Gastropoda, Lymnaeidae. The record is from the annotation of a GenBank genome assembly.
CCGGUAGCACUUUCUGAAAACCAACCUUUAUCCGUUUUUGUAUUUUGAUAUGAAUAUAUUAAUAAAUAUAUAUAUAUAUAUACACAUACAUACUUAUUUAUAUGUUAAUAGUCUCAAUAUACCACCUUGUGCAAAGAAAUACGCAAUUAGUGGUACGUGUUACUCAGUUCAAGAACCGCUGGUUCAUUAGCAUCGUAUUUAUUCUACGGUUGAUUUUUUUAAAGAUUGCAAAGAGUGUAUGUCUGUGAAUGUGCUUGACUGAUAGUUAAUUAUUUUAAAACAAAAUGUUCCUUGCAAACCUAAGAAAUAAAAAUCAACUAUUUUAUUGCUAUUAAUGGAUGUACAGAAAUAUAUGCUGAUUUUUUCAUUCACCAUUUCCACCUUAUUUCUACACAAUUUCCACCGUAUUUCUACACGAUUUCCACCUUAUUUCUACACAAUUUCCACCUUAUUUCUACACAAUUUCCACCUUAUUUCUACACAAUUUCCACCUUAUUUCUACACCAUUUCCACCUUAUUUCUACACAAUUUCCACCUUAUUUCUACAGCAUUUCCACCUUAUUUCUACACAAUUUCCACCUUAUUUCUACACAAUUUCCACCUUAUUUCUACACAAUUUCCACCUUAUUUCUA